AUGGCGCAAAAGCGAACGGCGCGGGGACGCGCAACGCAGGCGAGGGGUGGUUUGGCGGCAACGCCCGCCGUGGCCGAGACUGGGGGCGCUGCGGGGCCAGUCGAUGAUCCAACCAUGUACGACGUGGACCAGGAGCACGUCCGCGAGGUCGUGGCGUAUCUGUCGCAAACACGUCCCGAUGUCGCAGCGCCUGGGCGCGUAGUGGAGGAGGUGCUUCGGUGCAUCAAGUGCUACGCGGACGCCAAGCACCCGGAGAUGUACAGCAUGCCGGCGGUGCUGGACGAGGCGUGGCACGCGUUCAUCCUCAACACGCGCGACUACCGCGCGUACUGCGAGAAGCACUUUGGGCGCGUCAUCGAGCACAGCACGGCGACGUCGCGCGACACGGAGGCGGAGAAGGAGGUGCGGCGGGGGAACCUGAGGGGGGCGUACGCGGGGACGCACGGGCGCGCGCCGCCGGAGGACGUGUGGGGCGGCACGGCACGACGCGAGGCACAGUGCAGGAGCGACGCGGCAGAGCUGCCCGAGGGGAAGCGGAGGCGCACGGACGCAGGGGAGCAGGACGGGGCGAUGACGGUGGUCGUCUGCAUGGGGUUGAUCCUCAACGGCUUGCGGCCAAUCAAUGAGUUCGUCCCUGUUCCCAAAAAGUGGACGUUCCCGGUGCGGGUGACGGCGAAGACCACCGUCGAUGAGUUGAAGGAGCUCAUUUGCGGAGAGUGCGGCAUCAGUCGCACAUUCAAUCGUGCAAACGUCAGACUGUCUUCCGAUUGUGUCAGGUUAGAUGAGCGUCUUAGGUUGGAAGAAUAUGCCAUCGAGGACAACGACGUGAUUGACGUUUCGCACCCUCUAAUUGGGUGCUGA
Messenger RNA from Pedinophyceae sp. YPF-701, 861 nucleotides. The record is from the annotation of a GenBank genome assembly. NCBI's taxonomy places the organism in Eukaryota, Viridiplantae, Chlorophyta, Pedinophyceae.